Messenger RNA from Colossoma macropomum (tambaqui), 2679 nucleotides. RefSeq lists its product as uncharacterized. The record is from RefSeq and is a predicted model, not a curated record. Gene Ontology annotation, cellular component: cytoplasm. Bases 879 to 2549 code for a protein of 556 amino acids. The transcript is spliced from 3 exons. NCBI's taxonomy places the organism in Eukaryota, Metazoa, Chordata, Actinopteri, Characiformes, Serrasalmidae.
ACUUCAACAAUUUUAAUAACUUUUUGUUUUAAAGAUGGCUGUAUUAGUCCAAUAUAAUGUAGGUGUUUCUAAUAAAGUGGCCAGUUAGUAGAAGCACAAGGUAGGUGUUUCUAAUAAAGUGGCCAGUGAGUGGAAGCACAAGGUAGGUGUUUCUAAUAAAGUGGCCAGUGGGUGGAACUACAAGGUCCCCGUUUUCAGUUAUAUUUCACACCGAAAUUGUUCCAAAUCUACUGACUAAUAAGCACCAGUGAACCUACACGAGUCUUCUGAGUUUAUAUGGAAUGUUGAUGAUGGAAAAUCGUGGAAAAGCUGACAUAAUAAGUUUUCUUUGGGAACUAUUUAAAUUUCUUUGGGGACUAUUUUGCCUCCCCAAGCUCUGCAUGUAUCCCUCCGCCAUAAAAGGUGUUUUAUUAAGCGUAAAAGUCAUGGCGACCCCUGUUUACUGUCACCACCACUGAACCAGUUCCCAGCAAAUCACUCCGAAUGACCGUUUACAUCUCAGAAGAGCUGAAGGGAAAUUAAUGUAGCGCCUAAACGCAGCCAGCAGGCGUCGUAGUUCUGCGCAUUACCAUUAAUGCUCAGGCUCGGUGCGCCAUCUGGUGGCUAUGAGCUGCCAGUGCAAGUCAGAGAGAAACGAGCUGAAUGCUCUCCUUUAGAUGUCGCUGUUCUUAUCUGAAGGAUGUUCAAUCGACACAGGAAACACAACACGGCUCCUCCAGGCUGCUGUUCUAGGCUGUAGCUGGAAUAAACAGCGUUUAGAGGAGUUGCUCUGAGGAGCAGAUGCUGUUUGACCGCUCCAGCUGCCCGUCUGCUCCGCUGAUGUGUCUCGGUGUCUGAGCUCUUCCGCAUGGCUGGCCCAGCCCUACCUGCGCAUCUGCAUGCUUUCGGUUCCUGUUCUGAAGCCUUCAGCUCCCUCUGACCUCCUCAUCAUGGCCAGCGGAGCGGCAGACCAGGCUCCGGCCUCUCUGAAGGACGUUCUGGACUCCUAUGUGAACUCCUGCGGCUCGCAGGUGCGGACUGCGGGCAGGUGGGGGGUCUGUGCGGACAGGCAGGUGGUGGCAGGAGCUCGGGGGGUACUACUGAGAGAGGGGGCAGAGAGCAGCUUCUGCCUGCUGCCCUUUUACCACACCGUGACCCAAUGCCUCCAGUACGGGGCUCCUCACUGCCAGCAGAGCAUCUCGCUCCUCAUGAAGGCCACCGAGCUUCUGGAAAUGCUCUGCGUCAACCUGUUCCUGUUUCCGUGGAAGAAGGAGAUCCGGACGCUGAAGAAAUUCACAGGUCACUUUGUCUACUACAUUGAACCUGGACUCCCAAAGCAAACCAUCCAGAGCAUCCUCCAGAGUAUCGGCUACCGCCUGGAGACGGACACCGAGUACGUGCUGGCGGACGAUGCUGAUCCAGACGUGGCUAAAAGAAUGGGCUUUGAGCUUUUUCUCGCCAGGUUAGAAUGUGAGCAUCUUCUGGAGGCCAUGGGUCAGAAGUCUCACGCUGAAUGUUUGGAAAUCGUCCACAAAAAAGCUGCUUCUCUUAAUGUUCCGGGCGGUUCUGGGAAUGUCGCUGAGGAACAACGUGAGAGUGAAGCCAGUUAUGUGAAGGAGGAGGUUCUGGAGGACGACAGGCCGCUUCACUCUGGCCCUAAGUCGAGUCCAGUGCCAGCAGAGGACCUUGAAUGCCUUCAAAGCCUCAAACCUUCAAACCUGGAUGUCCAGAAGAACACAGAUACUGAAGAGGGAAGGUCCUCCAGGUCCUUCAUGAGUGAAGACCGGUCCAUUCUGGAGAUGCAGGAGAAUUACCCAGACUUGGCAUUCCGCCUGAAGCCCAUUUUCAGGAAAUCUCAAAAAUCAGCCCCGUCUCCAAAGAGUAAAGACCGCCUUGGGUGCAGAGAAGCUACAUCAGCUCAUCUUCACGCAGUAGAUACUGACCUGAGCGGCCCACAGUCCAUCGCUUUGCACACAGAAUCUACCGCCGCUCACAGAAAACUACAAAUCCCAGAGCAACUAGAGCCCACAGAGCCUCGGACCGCAGAGGAAAAGCAGCCCUUUGUGCUUCGUGUAGGUAAAGUGCUACAGAGUCCAGGCUUCAGCUCGGAGGCCUCGCCAGACGACGGUCUGGUGUCGGAGCUGACGGAGAGGAUGUGUAAACUGCAGAUGAAGGAGUUCAGCGCCGACGAGCCUCUAAAAUACCCCAUAGAGGAGACGGCGCAGGCCCAGCAGUGCCCGGGGUGCACAGAGUUUAUCCCAGUCUCCCCCCUGCGCCAUCCCGAGGAGAACAGCCCGCCGGUUUUGUGCCGGCCGUCCCAGCAGCCCGUGUGUAGCAUCACCGGCUGCGGAAGCUGCUCGGGUUCUGCUGCUGAGCUCCAGCCGAGCGACCCCAUUAAAGAGCCUCCGCACUCCUUCUACAUCCCAAACUGUCUGAGGGGAUGUAGCGCCGCACUGGCGGCCCCUGCAGGCCACGAUCAGAACUGCAGCGAAGGCUCCAGCCUGCAGCUCCACAGGAGCCCAACGCAGCAGCCUGAGGACGACCUGGUACAAACCUUCGUCGUGCUCUGAGACUCUGCGACGGCUGCACUCCUGCACAACACCUGCUUACGUUCAUUAAAGCGAUAGUUCGGCCAAAAAACGUACCGUUUUUUCCCAACUUGCACCAAAGUUAGUCGAUCAGCCAAGACAUGUUUGCUAA